This is a messenger RNA of Plasmopara halstedii, 213 nucleotides long. RefSeq lists its product as uncharacterized. The transcript has 2 exons. Bases 1 to 213 code for a protein of 70 amino acids. NCBI's taxonomy places the organism in Eukaryota, Oomycota, Peronosporomycetes, Peronosporales, Peronosporaceae. The record is from RefSeq and is a predicted model, not a curated record.
AUGAAUGUCUUUGGACGUGCCCGCAUGGCUCUUGAGCAACUGAAUGAGCUGCAGCCAUCGCGACCAAUGAUCGAAGAAUAUAAUCAAACCGAGGAAUUCUACAAUAAUAACUUCAUAGCAAAACGAAAUCUAAUUGCAGAACUCAUGCCAGUAUCCAGCUCGUUAAAAAUAAGCUGGCUUGACCCAGAGAGCCGAAACAGCCCAUCUGCAUGA